Molecule: messenger RNA, 2006 nt
Organism: Neurospora tetrasperma FGSC 2508
Lineage: Eukaryota; Fungi; Ascomycota; Sordariomycetes; Sordariales; Sordariaceae
Exons: 2
Coding region: 249-1340 (363 amino acids)
Biological process (GO): carbohydrate metabolic process; fungal-type cell wall organization
Cellular component (GO): fungal-type cell wall
Molecular function (GO): hydrolase activity, hydrolyzing O-glycosyl compounds; glycosyltransferase activity
Source: RefSeq, a predicted model, not a curated record
ACCCGACUCCAUUUCUCCCUCUUCUUCCUUCGUUUCCCUUGUUUCGUAAAGUCUUCAAAACACACUCCUUCGCACAUCCUCUUUUUGACCCUUCUACCUCGCCAUUCCCGGUCAGCUAGAAGUAUCUACAGUCCUUCGUUCGGAACACCACACUCGCUAUCUUGCUUGUCUUGCCUUCAGCUACAGUCCUUUGCUCCCACUAACACAAUUCGCCUAUACAACCUUUGACCUCCUCCAAAUCAGUAAUCAUGCAAAUCAAGACUCUCACCGCGUUGGCUUUUGCCUCGCUCGUUUCCGCUCAGACCUACACUGACUGUGAUCCCACCAAGAAGACCUGCCCCAAUGACAAGGCCGUCGGCAAGGAAAUCAUCAACAUCGACUUCACCAAGGGCGCCGACAGCUUCUUCAAGAACAUGGUCGGCACUACUCUCCAGUACGACAACAAGCUCGGCGCCGUCUACACCAUCAAGAAGGAGACGGAUGCUCCUACCGUUGCCAGCUCUCGCUACAUCUUCUUCGGUCAGGUCGACGUUACCGUGAGGGCCGCCUUCGGCAAGGGUGUCGUCACCAGCUUCGUUCUUCAGUCCGACGACCUCGACGAGAUUGAUUGGGAGUGGAUCGGCAGCGACACCACCCAGGUUCAGACCAACUACUUCAGCAAGGGUUGCACCGAGACCUACGACCGCGGUGGCUUUUCUACCGUCGCCAACCCCCAGAACGAGUUCCACACCUACACCAUCAAGUGGACCCCCACCCAGCUCGACUGGAUCAUCGACGGCGCCGUCGUCCGCACCCUCAAGGCCGCCGAUGCCAAGGGCUGUGCCGGCUUCCCCCAGACUCCCAUGCAGAUCAAGCUCGGCACCUGGGUUGCCGGUCGCAAGGACGCCGCCCAGGGUACCAUUGAGUGGGCCGGCGGUAUCACCGACUUCAGCGAGGGUCCCUUCAUGGGCUACUACCAGAGCAUCAAGAUUCAGGACUACAUGGGUGGUGACGGUACCACGGGCGCCAAGGACGCCACCGAGUACCAGUACGGCGACAAGAGCGGCACCUGGCAGAGCAUCAAGGUCCUCACCGGUACCUCUACUACCGAGGACAUUGACACCAAGUCUGGCUCUUCUACUGCCACCACUCUGAGCGCCGUCCCUUCCGCCUCCUCCACCUCCGGCUCUUCCUCGCUCCCCAUCGACAGCACCCUCAACAACAACAACAGCAGCAGCUCCACCAGCGACGCCACUGAGGCCACCAAGAGCGGCAACGUCGUCACCGGCGGUGCUGGCAAGCUCGCCAUGAGCAUUGCCUCCUUCGGCGCUGCCCUCUUCGCCGGCGCCAUGCUUCUUUAAACUGCUUGCCUGAGCCAAUGACGAAAGGAAAAAAACUUUCAAUGAGGGACGAACAAAAGGAGAUGCAGUUAUUUGAAUUUCCAUCCUCGCUUCCAACCGAGCUAUCUAUAUCUCUUCUCUUUUUUACACCUACGAUCCUUUUGAACUGGACACACGACAUCUCUUGCGCGCCUGUGGCGGUAUCUGAGAAGUUGUUGUCCAGAGAGCGCUUUGAAAUGUACAAUCAAGUUUAAUUCCAUCGGUUGGUUGUGUUUGGUACCCUCUACAGCAGCAGGAAGAAGAAGAAGACGGAGAGAAGGAAGAGCGCGCAUCGGUUCGGCCGGCAUGUUUUGUCAUGAGAAAGAGCGCAUUAAUCACGUUGGCAAAUUUUGGUUUUGGCUUUUUUAUAUACCACCGCCUCGAAGCGAUAUUUUUGCUUUACGCCAACGAAUAUGCGAGGAGUUCAUGGGAUAGUAUGGUACCAGCUUGGUGGAUAGGUACCGGCGGCCGACAUCGACGUGGUGGUUCGGUUCGGUUCGCGGAAAAAGAAGGAGGGAAAGACCAAUAAACAGUAGGGAUGAACAUAUGUUUAGAUUCGGACAUAAAGAUUUAUGUAUAUUGAUGUGGGGAGUUAAACUUUUUUGGUUGAAUACCAUAUACUUUUUUGAACACAAUACCACCUUUUCC